AAGUUGAUCAAAUUCUUCCUGCAAAUUCCCUCAAAAUUCACAGGGAAGAAAAGUUCAUGCCAACAACCUAUACGUAGUGUCCCGUGUGGAAGAUCUCGAUGUCGGGCCCUAAGCUCGUAAGAGUUCCGAGCAUGAUGGAGAGGGUCGAGGACACUCUAUCUGCUCACCGAAAUGAACUCGUUGCCCUUCUCUCCAGGUAUGUGGCGCAGGGGAAGGGGAUAUUGCAACCGCACAACCUGAUCGACGAGCUUAACAACGUCAUCUGCGAUGAAACUGCGUGCGUGAAGCUCAGUGAUGGUCCAUUCAGUGAAGUUCUGAAAACUGCUCAGGAAGCCAUAGUUCUUCCCCCUUUUGUUGCUUUAGCUAUUCGUCCAAGGCCAGGUGUGUGGGAGUUUGUGCGUGUCAAUGUGCAUGAACUAAGCGUUGAUCAGUUGACAGUUUCAGAGUAUCUCAGUUUCAAGGAAGAGCUUGUUGAUGGGCAGAAAAAUGAUUCAUUCAUCCUUGAGCUUGAUUUUCAGCCAUUUAAUGUUUUGGUACCACGACCCACCAGAUCAUCAUCAAUUGGGAACGGGGUUAUAUUCCUCAAUCGACAUCUCUCUUCAAUCAUGUUUUGUAACAAAGACUCUUUGGAGCCUUUACUUGAUUUCCUUAGAGUACACAGUCACAAAGGACAUGCAUUGAUGGUGAAUGAACGGAUAUCAAAGAUCUCUCGCCUCGAGUCCUUGUUGGCUAAGGCAGAUGAUUAUCUUUCGAAGCUUCCAUCAGAAGCACCAUAUUCAGAGUUUGAAUAUGUAUUGCAGGAAAUGGGUUUUGAGAGAGGUUGGGGUGAUACUGCUGGACGGGUUAAAGACAUGAUGCACCUGCUUUCUGACAUCCUUCAGGCUCCAGAUCCUGCAAACCUAGAAACAUUUCUUGGUAGAAUGCCUAUGGUGUUCAAUGUCGCCAUUUUGUCAAUUCAUGGAUACUUUGGCCAAGCAAAUGUGCUGGGGUUGCCUGACACAGGUGGCCAGGUUGUAUAUAUACUGGAUCAAGUGCGUGCCUUGGAGACUGAGAUGCUUCAAAGAAUAAAGCAGCAAGGACUUCAUAUUAAGCCUAGAAUACUAAUUGUUACUCGAUUGAUACCUGAUGCGAAAGGGACUUCUUGCAACCAGCGGUUGGAGAGAGUCAGCGGAACUGAAUAUUCACAUAUUUUGAGGGUCCCCUUUCGAACAGAUAAUGGGGUUCUUCGCAAAUGGAUAUCAAGGUUUGAUGUGUGGCCUUAUCUGGAGAGAUAUGCCGAGGAUGCUGCAAGUGAAAUCUCAGCUGAGUUGCAAGGUGUGCCGGAUCUGAUCAUUGGAAAUUAUAGUGAUGGAAAUCUAGUUGCAUCCUUGUUAUCCCAUAAGUUAGGGGUGACACAGUGCACUAUUGCACAUGCAUUGGAGAAAACCAAAUAUCCAGACUCUGAUAUAUACUGGAAAAAGUUUGAGGAAAAGUAUCAUUUCUCCUGUCAGUUUACUGCUGAUAUACUGGCGAUGAACAAUUCAGAUUUCAUAAUUACGAGUACAUACCAAGAGAUUGCUGGAACGAAGAACACAGUUGGUCAAUAUGAGAGCCAUACUUCUUUCACGUUGCCGGGUUUAUACCGAGUUGUUCACGGGAUUGAUGUUUUUGAUCCCAAAUUUAAUAUAGUUUCGCCGGGAGCAGAUGACAUGAUUUACUUCUCAUACUCCGAGAAGGAUAAGAGGCUUACAUCCUUACAUGGUUCAAUAGAAAAGAUGAUAUAUGAUACCGAGCAGAAUGAUGAACAUAUCGGCACACUGAGUGAUCCAUCAAAGCCUAUAAUAUUCUCCAUGGCAAGGCUUGACCGAGUAAAAAACAUUACGGGGUUAGUGGAGUGCUACGCGAAGAAUGCAAAGCUUAGAGAAUUGGCAAACCUUGUUGUGGUUGCUGGCUACAAUGAUGUAAAGAAGUCAAGUGACCGAGAAGAGAUAGCAGAAAUUGAAAAGAUGCAUGCGCUUAUAAGGCAAUACAAUCUGGAUGGGCAGUUGAGAUGGAUUUCUGCCCAAACAAAUAGGGCACGUAACGGUGAGCUUUACAGGUACAUAGCUGAUAAGAGGGGCAUCUUUGUUCAGCCUGCAUUUUAUGAAGCUUUUGGGUUGACUGUGGUGGAAGCCAUGACUUGUGGCCUUCCAACAUUUGCAACCAGCCAUGGUGGGCCCAUGGAGAUUAUUGAAGAUGGUUUAUCAGGGUUCCAUAUUGAUCCUUACUACCCUGAUCAAGCUGCUGAACUUAUGACUAACUUCUUCCAAACAUGUAAAGAUAAUCCUGAAUACUGGGUUAAAAUCUCUGAAGCAGGUCUUAAGAGGAUAAAAGAGAGGUAUACAUGGAAAAUUUACUCAGAUAGACUGAUGACUUUAGCGGGAGUUUAUGGUUUUUGGAAGUACGUGUCAAAGCUUGAGAGGAGGGAGACAAGGCGAUACUUAGAGAUGUUCUACAUUCUCAAAUACCGCGAGUUGGUAAACUCUGUUCCCUUGGCAGUUGAUGAUCAGUGAAACUGUUUGACUUCGGUGGAGGAUGAAUAUAAUAAUGUUGUGUAUAUGUAAGCACUAAUAAAAAAUGCACCUCAUGAUUGGGUUCAAACUGCGAGUAAGCUGUUCACCAUCCCAAGUUCAAGUACCAUUUGGAUGAGGGAGCUAGGUUGAAUGGGAUUCCAUGCCGUUGAAGCCGUAUUAGUAGUUCCGUGCAUGAUCCUCUCAUCCUCCCACGAUACUCUAGAAAUAUGUUCCAUGAAUGUUCAUAUCAAGAGAAUGAUGCAGGUACGUAUUGUAUUUCACUUGUGCUGUGUAUGUCAAUAUCUCGUUUCGUUUGAAUGAAUGGAUUUUACCUUGGCCUAUGUGUGUGUAUUUUACGGUUUAGAUUUCAUGGGACAAUUCCACGGGUAGACUUACUACAUGAGCGGCCUAUGUCAUAUUCUAUCGGUAUCAUAAAUCUAUACGGUCCAGUUGGGUAAAAUUUUAACCUACAAGAGUGGGGCGGGGCUUGGGGCCAACAUACAGAAUUGACAGAUAAUUAGUAGCCCAAUACAUCAACAUUGCAUACCGUGGGGCUGGAGGCGUCUCCGCGCCCCCGGACUCUCUGCUGUAACGGGUGAGAUUCAAGGAGAACUAGAGGAGUAGUUGAUUGUUCUAUCAUUUGUCAAAGCCUAUACUUGCCUUUUUGUCAUGCCAAGUUACCCAUAAAAGCAGUCAAGCAGG
Cuscuta campestris is the source of this 3233-nucleotide messenger RNA. Lineage: Eukaryota; Viridiplantae; Streptophyta; Magnoliopsida; Solanales; Convolvulaceae. The record is from the annotation of a GenBank genome assembly.